UUGCGUCACAAUAUGACGUUACUACAGUAGUGAUACAGACCACCAUUCAUACAACACAUUACUGCAAAAUUUCAAACAAUCGAGAAACCGCGCCAACCUUCAUUAAACAUGUAACGCAAACCUGAACAAAAUUAAUCGGAAAUAUGGCGAAAAAACUUAGACCCGUCUUACCCUUGAGAUGAAGAAGACAUCCUUCGGCCCCAUCGUUCGCCGCCGUGUUUCGUCCUGCCGCGUGCGUUUUUAAACUUUUUUUUGUUUUUUCGAGUGCUUUGCGUACAAACAGUUGGGACUUUUAAACGUUCUCAGUGAAACAAAAGGAGUUGUGUUCGAACUUAUUACAUGGGGAGUGCCGAGGCAAUAUUUAUCCGCUAAAAGUUUGGUGUAAUGAUUAUUUCGGAGCAAUGGGUAAUAGGAAAUUUUUUAUUCGAAUCAGUGUAACGAACUUGCCGUUGGGAAAAAAUGGCGGAGUGUUCUUAUGCGAGAUGUGUACAACAGCGGAGGAAUAUUAGAAGAGAGCUCCAACGAUGGACAAAAAAUAUGGUUCAUAUUGUCGGGUUGGAACGAAUCGCUGAGGAGUUGAUGGGUCGAAGGAAAUGGAAAAUUUACCAAGAAUCCAUGUCCAGAAGUUAUCUGCAACCAUUAAACAACAAUAUAAAACGAUCGAACAACCCAUCAGAAGACGAUUGCUAUCAACAUUACCAGAAGGAAAACAACCAACACAUCAGCAGUCCCAAGAGCCUCAAGCAGAACGUUGUGAGUGCGGCUUCAGCUGCGGGGGCGGACCACGAAGAAGAAGCAGCUGCGACCCAGGCCGAGGACGUGGUGUUAGAAACAGCGUCGUCGAGGGUUGCGCAACGAGACGACGACGCAAGUGGCGGCGCCGGCACGCCGACCGACUCCACGAAAGAAAACGAACGCACGUGUUUCAAAGUCGAGGAAGAGGACGAAGAGGAGUAUCGAUUAACGAAGGACUGGACGCCGCAGAGCAAGUGUUACUUCUGCGCCGACGGCAAACUGGAUAGUGAACACGCUGCGCACGGGGUUUUGAGUCCCCGCCAAUCGGACUCGGACUCAUCGGACAGCGGCGGACGUAGCGGCGACGAGGGCGACAGCGGGACGCCCGCUUCACUAACCCCUCAGCCCCACCUUCACUUAUCCCAUUCCCGUCGUCGGACAAUAUCGUCGUCCACGACGACGACGGCGGCGUCACUUCAUUCGGCCGCCGCCCUGUCGCCCGCGGCCGCCCUUUCCCCCGCCGCUAUGACGUCGGUCGACGUAGCGCUGGCAGUGGCGGCGUUAGCGGGCGGUGGCGCGGCUCCCGGCGCUUCCGGUGCCCCCCAUUUGCCCUUUUACGCUCCCUCGAUGCUAACGCAUAACUGGUAUCUUGCCAACGUUGCGCGUUCAUUCCAGGCUGCGCCAGUGGUAGACGUAGACAAAACCAGCAGCGGGGAACAGCCGUUGGAUCUCAGCAAAGGGUCCAGUACCACAAACAGCAAUUCUUCGGAUUCCAAAGUGGGAAACAAUGCCAAUGUAAGACUGCCCACGUUGGAUACCAAACACAUAUUUAGUUCUGAUUUUAGAGCGAAACCUAGGAUGUCCGCGGUAUCGGGCCGUCGUACGUAUACAGAAGACGAAUUGCAGGCCGCUCUGCGAGAUAUCCAAUCGGGCAAACUGGGUACGAGACGCGCGGCCGUCAUCUACGGCAUUCCCCGGUCCACCCUUCGAAAUAAAGUGUACAAAUUAGCAUUGGAACGGGAACGGGAAUCUCAUAUCAACAGUUCGACGCCGCUGAAACUCGAAGACGAGGAAGCGAUGGACGACGACAAAGAAUUGUCCGGCGCGGAAGAGGAGAAAGAAGUGGAGAAAGCGUUGGAAGCGCCCCUCCUAUCCAUGGCGGACAUCCUGAGGUUUUCCGGUAUGGAACAUCCGCCCGACGCCCUCAAGUUAUUCUUGCAGAAAGCGAAAGAGGGCCAAGAUCUGGGCACGGGUUUAAAUCAGACUGAAGCUAUACAUUACAUUCAAGCUCUAAUCGCAUCUCAAAACCUGCUGGCUAGCCAUCAGAAGCCGCCAGAGGGAUCAGUAUUAAACCAUUUAAUUCCGGACUUUGCGAAGCGGGUGAUGGUUGAGGAGCAUCUGUUGAAGAUGCAAGGGAGCAACGGGGAGAGUGAAAGGUUGACGAGAUCGAGCCCGUCGAAUUCGGUCAUCACGAAACUGGAGAAAGCCAAGUCCGAAUCCGACAUGGAGACGGACGAGUCUACGCCGAAUGUGAUACUAAAAAUUCCGUCCUUUAAGCCGACGACGUCGACCAAAAACGGUUGCGACAUAUUCAGGAGCGCGUCGCUGGAAACCUCCGGUAGUAGAUUGAUUUCGCCCCCGGUAACGAGCGAUUCCGGAUCACCUCCGAUCCUGCCCGGCAAGGGGCUGAUGAUCAAAGACGUCAUAACGCAAAGUAUCAGCCAAAAGUUCCAGCAGGGUUUGGAAUCGCCCGUCCGGAGGCCCAUGCUUGACAUGGAUUUUAAAAGGGGCGGGUUUACGCCGCCCCUGGCCGGCAACAUUCCGUCUGUCAUCAAGUCGCAGCACGAGGUCAACAGACAAUUUCAGCAGCAGCAACAGCAGCAACACCAACAGCCUUCCAAGCCUCAGAACGCGAGCGGCACCGGGCCGCCGAGUGGCGGAAAAGGUACGCGACCGAAGCGUGGCAAAUAUCGUAACUACGAUCGGGACAGUCUGGUCGAGGCUGUAAGAGCGGUUCAACGUGGAGAAAUGUCGGUACAUCGGGCCGGUAGCUACUACGGCGUACCUCAUUCGACCCUCGAGUACAAGGUGAAGGAACGGCACCUGAUGAGACCCAGGAAACGCGAUCCGAAACCUAACCCGGUCGAUGAAAAAAUCGCGAGUCUUAAACAGAACGACCUUAGGAAUUCGCAGCAAGAUAAAAUGAAACCGAUAAUGAAACCUCCUCAGCAAAAGUUCUCGCCGACAUCCCCGAACGGCAUCAAGCACCCGAUGUUCGAAGCCGCCGCGGCGGGUUUACCGGCGGCUGCUGCGGCGGCGGGCCUCGCGGCCGGUUACAAUCACCCGCCAUUUCCGUUUUGGCCGCAUCCCGGAUUCCCGCACAACCCGCUGGAAUAUGCUGCCGCCGCGCGGAACCCAGCGACGCCCUUUCUGCCGCCCAAUCCCGAAUUUUUCGCGUCGCAGAUGAUGCAGAAGCUACAGGAAGAGUCGUCGAAGACGAUAGGCACGGCGUCGCCCCAGGGCAGCACUGCCACAUUGGCGAAAAACGCGCGACAGAUAGCCGAAUCCCUGCUGGACGGCUCCGGGUCGAAUGGAUCUUUCCUCGACGGAAUAAUUAGGUCCAGCCUAGAAUCUGGCGUGCCAUCGUCAGAGGAAAAGUCGCCGAAAGAGGAGAAAAACAUUGCGCCCGAAAACAUGUCCAACAAAGCACUUUUGGAGCAACUUUGUCGAAAUAGCAGGCUCAACCCUCUGUCGAAACCGUCUCUCACGGAUCCAAGCAGUUCGGGAGAUGAAUCCUAUCGAAAAGGAUCUAGCCCAUUGAACUUCUCGGCAGGAGUAAAUAAUUCCAUGAAUAGUCACGACGACAAUGUAAGUCGAUCACCAUCACACUCCAUCAAGGACGACCACUCAGAUGUUCACACAAUAGAGCUUUCUAACGAUUCCAACGAUUCGUCGGGAAAAAAACCGAACCAGGAAGACAGUAACAAUAGUGAAAGAAAGCUUCCACGAAUUUACUUGAAACAGGACCUGGCGAAACCGGAAAACCUGAAACCUGAAAUGUUGGUGCGUUUUCGGGAGAUCCUUUCCGAUCGGAACGGAGGGGGACCAUCGAACGAGAGUAGAGCAGGUAGUAGUGCCUCAGAGAACGACGCACUGCAAGACUGACAUCUACCCGUCGUAAGUGAAAGGAUUUUUUAUUAACGAUGUAUUUAUGAAAACAAAAAUGGUCGCCUCACCCACAAGGAAAACAAUGGAAACAUGUGUACGUAAACUGAAGCUAAACUGAUCGAAAAUGAGCUAGAUAUGACGUGUUUGUUGAUAUUUAUUGUUUUUUUACGUUUUUUGGUUACUUAGAAUAGUGUAAUCGAUAAACAUCAAAGCAGUGUUGCCUAUUUACUAAAUGUUUUGAAUUUUAAAAAUUGUACACAUUCAAUCGUGGCGGUGACAUAUCAAAUAAUCUUUGAAGCUGGUGGCUUACGUUUUAAAACCGAAAUUCGUUUUUCUUGUUUAGUUUUCUUGUUGAAAAAAGUUAUCGAUUUGAUUUUAAAAAAUGUGCUAGAAUACAGUAAGUUUUAUUACUGAAAUUAAUACGCUUUAAAUACAUGUUUAAUAUAAACUUUAAAGAUUAUUCGAUCAUCUUAACUCCUCAUAAAUGUUCGAUGUAUUUGGCAUGUAAAAAAAUCUACUAUCAUAAAUGUAUUUUCUAGGUGUCUUUGACGUCGCUAUACCUCAAAUAUGUAAAAAUUCUCACCUAUCCAUGUUUGUACAUCAUAUGCUGCUUUGAUGAUUGAAAGAUAUGAUGAACUAUCGACGAAAAAAACACAUUUUGGGAACGAUCCCAACAAUUGAAUGGAAAAAUUAUAUCUAUCUGUGAUUUAAUCAAAAUUUUUGAUGUAUAUUUUCUCUAAAAAUAUCUUAAAAUAUUAUUAUAUAAAAUUAAACAGUUAGCAGUAGUUAAUUGAUAUGGAAAUAUUUGAAUUAUAAACUGGAAAGCUGAUCGUGAAUUAGUUUACUACUACCAUCAGUUUUCCUGGUGAUAUUUUUUUAUUUUGUUGAUUUGUUUUUCAUAUAACAAUGAAGUGCAAUUAGAUGGUAUAUACAUAAUACAUAUAUAUUUACAUCAAUAUUAAGUAGUAUAUAAGAUAUAUUAAAAUAUAUUAUAUAUUUGAAAAAUGGAAGCUAUUUUGUUUGAGAGAUAAAAGAUUGACUCCAGGUAGAGUUAAAAAUGUUGGUUCUUUCCCUUCAACAACCGUCAAAUAAUAUUCAAACAGCCGCAAACCAAACCGAUACCGACAGUUCUUUGGGUAAUCUUUUGUUGUUGCAAUAUGUAAAAAAAUAAAAGAUUAGGUUUGAAGAUUUUCUUAAGCCUUUCAUUUUGCUCCAUUUGCAUCACUCUCCGUUAUGGUUACCUUAAACAAAAGUGUAUCACACUUUAUCAAAAAAGCAUGAUUUUAUUUAAUCUUCGGUAUUCUACAUAGCAAGAUAACUGUCCGAUCCUUGCAAUUUUUUUUAAAGGAAAUAGCAUUUUUAAGGUUUGUAAUCAUAUAAAGUGGGUUUUACUUUUUUAUGGCAUUUUAUUAUGUCUUGGAUAGGAACAGAUGGUACACAAUGGUAAUUUUGUUUUCAGUACGGAAAUUUUUGAGAUGUUAGUUUUCAAUUACUUUAAUCACAUUUUGGCAUGCAAUCAUCUUUGUUUGAAACUCUGACAUUGUUUAAGAAUUUAUUUUUACUAAUAAAAUUUUCAUUUCAUUUCAUUUUGAACAUGUUGCAAGAACUACAAAGAUACCACCCAAACCAAAUCAAACCAGAUAUACAGUAAACACACACAUAUUUAAGUUGGACCAAAUACUGCAGUAUGUUGUAUAUAAAAUGGUAUGCUUUUCAUACAUAUCGUUUGAUACGCUAACUUAAUCAUCAAAGGAGUCGGAGUCACUGUGAGUAGUUUUAAAUGUAUUCGAAAAUCAAAAUAUGGGCUCCUGAUGAUCAAGUUGUGUUAUCAAAAUAAAACAUUCCAACCAUAUAUGUGCCAGAUUUUUUAUUCACAACAAUUAGCAUUGAAAUUAUUGAAAUAUAAAAAAUAUAAAGGUGAUCGUUAACCCACCUACGCAGUUAUCACUGCUAGAUGCAUUUUUUAUAAACAAAGGUGUAUAUUUUCAUUUCGAGGUCGUUGCGACUUCCCGUUCUGCUAGUGUUAAGAUUUCGCAAAGGAAACACUGUUUUAAAUGUUUGUGUGUAUCACUUUUACGCUUGCAAUGCAAAAUAUGAUUAUCGACUUCUCGACCUUCAAAAAUAAAGUAACCCAUGUAAAGACAACCUCAUUUGUAUACCUUGAGAAAAACUCGCCAAAUUUUUGAGUUCAAUCCACGGAAAAGGGUUUGUUUGUUUUUGAACGAAGUCCACAAAACGAUUUGUAUUUUUCGGCUUCUAGUGUACCCGCAAAUCGAAUUUGCAAUUUUUGAUAGCAUUUAUCCCUUUUUUGGUUGUUGGUGCGGAUUUUCUACUCUCUCCUUGGGAAAGAGUAAAAAAUUUUAUCCCAAAAUUAUUUCGUAGGGUUCUCUUUAAAAAAGUGACUCAACUUCGUUUAAUAUUUUCUUAAAAUAAUUUAAAAGACCUUAAAUUAGACAAUUUUUUUUAUCUAAAAGAUAAUGUUUUAAAAUUAAGGUUAGUAAUAUUGUAUUUUGGUUCUUUUCCAAUCCGCGUUCCUGCAAUUUUCAUUUUUAUUGUAACCUACUUGAUUGAUUUCAUUUCGCUUAAUUUGAUAGUUUGAUGAUUAUAAUAAUGUGCAAUAAUAUAAUGUACUUGGUAUUUUAGUACACGCUUUUAUUAAAGGGAAUCCUCAAACUGCCAAUCGACUCUGUUUUGUUCUCUACGACUAUACUAUUAUAUCAUUUUUACCAACGCGGUCCAAGCAAAUGUAAAUUCAACAGUGUAAAAGUAACCUUACAAGUAUACGCGUAAAUUUAUAUUUUUUAAUAAUCACUCACUAAAAGCUCUUCGUCCGAAGGACAUAUUUUUAUGGGAAGAGAAUUUAUUAUAUUCAAAAAAAUACUAAUGUGUUCGUUAAGAGGUAUGUGUAACGUUUUUAUUUUAAAAAACUCAUUGUUAUAUAUAUACAUAUAUUGCCUUUUAAUAAAGGACGCAGAGAUUUUUUAUUAUGAUGGCUCAUUUUAUUAAAUUUAAUGGAUUUUUUAGUGCUUAGCUUUAGAUGUAAAUUUUUUAAACUGGAAUGUUUUUAAACUAUAGAAAGACAUUUUUUUUAUAUUCUUGAAGUGAUAUGUUUGUGGUUUUUUAAUUUAUUAAAUUUCAUUAAAAUGAACUUGUACGUUUAUUGUCCAAUAUUUUCGUAACAAUUACUGUAAGUUUUUUGUUGCACCCGUAAGUGUCAGUAUUUCCAAUUCUAUUUAAAAACCUAACGGACCAAGGUUUCUGUUUACUAGUUGUUUAGAUUUAUCAUUCCACAAAUAGCUUUUCACGAAUAAGACUUCUAUAGUUUUUCCUACAUAUUUUUUUACAUACACAUAACUGUAAUGAUUUUUUAUAACAACGUAUUUGUUAAUUAAUUUUAGUUGUCUAGGAUAAUUUUACCAUUUAAGUUUUCGCUUUAAUAUCGUGUAAAUAGUACUUUUUUAGCACACUUUAAAUGUUUGUGUGCCUGCUAAUAUAAAACAAGAAGAUAUUGAAAAAUCUGUUGAAAUUUCAAGCAAACUAUAUGGAUUUAGUUUGCUGCGAACAAUUUUUACUUUUUCCGCAACCAUAAUAAACAAUAGUCAUCGCAAUUCCCCACAUUAAACCGCACUGAUGAAGGCGACGUUUCUUAUUAAAGACGUAAAAUGUUCUUUUAAUUCCGUUGCAACACUUGUGGACUAUAUCGUUUCGGAUGAAGUCGACCCGAAUAAGCGAAGUUAUCAAUAUAAAUCAAAAUUUAUACUUAAAUUGGUUUCGAGGGCGAUUUUCGAUGACAUCUUUUUUGCGAAUAGUAGAAACCCGCGCGUGUCAGACUUCACCCAGCCUCGCCACAAUACAAAAGUUCUUGUAGAUUUUCCGACAAAGAUUGUAUACUUAAUAGUUAGUAAUUAUAUGUCAAAUUGUGACAGUACAGUACAAGGUUAGGUUUUAAUACCCACUAUAUAGUUUUUUGUAAAUGAAACACUAAUAUUGGUGACGGCACUUAACUAAUCUAGAUGUUUAAGAAUACUUUUACUUAGUGAAUAGUGAUGUAGCGCUUAAAUUUAAGGUUGCUCGGCUAUUCAUCAGUGUGGUAGCAAAAUAAAAGUUCAAACUGACAGUCCGGAUAAACCAAAAGUGGCAUAUUUCAAAAGAGCGUCAAAAUAUUAAAUAAGUAUUGUGAAAGGCAAUUCAUACAGUACAAAGUAAACACCAUCGUUUUCAACAAUAUUUUUAUUACAUUCUACGACUGCGUGAAUUGCUUUUGAGCAAUAAAUUUGUAGGUAUGAUAAGACACAUUUGUAAGUGAAAUUUGGUAUGUCUUUAUUUUAGGUAAAUUACUAUUAUUACUGAGAUUGGUAGAUGUGUAGAAAAAUAAUUUAAAAGAAAAUGUGAUCGGGAAAAAUCGAAAAGACUGAACACAUCUUUAAAUUUUAUAAGUUUAUUUAAACGUGAUCGUUUUAAAAUAUGCCAUGAUUCAAAAACAAAACAGUCAAAACCACUCAGCACCGAUAUACAGAUAAACUGGGACCAAGAAUAAAAUACUAAUUCAUAUCCGAUAUUAUCAAAAUCAGUAUCAAAAGAUGUUAAUUUGAAUUUAUAAAAAAAUCCAAUGGUGCAUUUCUUUACAUUCGUAUAUAUUUAAAGAAGCUUAACGUAUACAGAUUUGAUUGGAUAUUCAAUUUUUUGACAAUAUGUUAUAUAUAUACAAAUUGAAGUGUUUUCGCGCAGAAACCAUUUUAUAAAUUUUUCCAAAAAAAAAAUGGUUUAUGUGUAUAUAACAUUGUCUCAUAUAAAAUUGUGACUAUAAAUGCCUUUUAGCGUGAAUAUUAUUAUAUCAAAGUUGUUGUAUUUUACGUGUAAAGGAAAAAUAUCUGGUGUCAGUCGAUGGUAUUUUGGACCUUAUCGCCGGACCUUUUUCCUAAAAUACAACCAUUCUUGUUCGUAAAUAUCUGUGACUCGUAAAUUAUAAUGUUUUAAUAUAAAGUUAGUGUUUGAACAAUUAUUGCUUUGUGGGAAAUUGUUAUUUUCAGAAAAUAUUUUAAAACCACAAAAAUAUGAAAUAUACCAAUACACAUUGUAUAUUUAUAAUGUAAUUCUGAAGUAUACCAGUAUUUAUUAUACUGUGGACUACAUUACAAUGUUUAA
Cylas formicarius (sweet potato weevil) is the source of this 9048-nucleotide messenger RNA. RefSeq names its product mushroom body large-type Kenyon cell-specific protein 1 (gene Eip93F). Gene Ontology annotation, molecular function: DNA binding. NCBI's taxonomy places the organism in Eukaryota, Metazoa, Arthropoda, Insecta, Coleoptera, Brentidae. Gene Ontology annotation, cellular component: nucleus. The record is from RefSeq and is a predicted model, not a curated record. Bases 460 to 3900 code for a protein of 1146 amino acids. Gene Ontology annotation, biological process: regulation of transcription by RNA polymerase II. The transcript is spliced from 11 exons.